GUCACAGAGAUUUCCAAAAUGGCAUGCAAUUGAAAAAUCAUACCCAUUAUUUAUUUACUAUUAAAGCAGCCUUUAAAAAAAAAAGGUUCAUGCUUGCUCGAUCACCAUAACCUAUCUUAGCUUAAGUUUCAUGUGAAAAAACCUGCCGAGAAAAAGCCCAGAAAUCUAACCGUCCAAACAGACAGACGAUUACCGUGCAUGGUUUCACCAUUCACCUCCUCCCUUCCACGUUUCUUCACGAUCUAAUACUACUUCUGCAAUUCCUCAAAUUCAUCUAUUGAUCACAAGAAAGAAAAAAAAAAAAAAAUGGAAGGAGAACUGUACAACUUGUUCAAGGUAUGGUUCUCAGUUUUUGCAUCUCUGUUUUAUUGCUUUGCCAUUGGGAGGACAGUCCCGAAAGGUACUGCACGAUUCUUUUGCUUCCUACCAAUUCUAUGCCUAUUUCUUCUUCUUCCUCUCAACCUCUCCUCCAUUCAUUUUGGAGGUAUCACAGCUUUCUUCAUUGCUUGGCUUGCAAAUUUCAAGCUCGCUCUUCAUGCUUUUGGUAAAGGCCCUUUAUCCUCCUCCUCCUCCUCCGACGACAGCCCAUCAAUCUCUUUUAGUUGUUUUCUGCCUGUUGCUUGUUUUCCUAUUAAAAUCCAACAAAAAUUCCAUCCAAAUGGCCAAGAUAAGCAAAACCCGGUUCCUAAAAAGGGCCAUAAAUCUAUUCCAAAUUAUGCAGUGAAGGGCUUGCUUUUGGCUAUGUUGGUUCGUGUAUAUGACUACAGGGAAUUCAUCCAUCCUAAGGUAAUCUUGCUCCUAUAUUGUCUUCACAUAUACUUUUUCCUUGAAUUAAUCUUAGCCACGGUGGCAGCCAUGGCUCGAGCCCUGUUAGGAGUCGAGCUUGAACCACAGUUCAAUGAGCCAUACCUCUCAACUUCGCUUCAAGACUUCUGGGGUAGAAGAUGGAAUCUCAUGGUCAGCAGAAUCCUGCGGCCCACCGUAUAUGAACCCCUCCUCGAAACAUCUGCUCCAAUCAUUGGCCGCAGGUGGGCUCCACUCCCUGCAAUCUUGGGCACCUUUGUCGUGUCGGCUGUAAUGCACGAGCUCAUGUUCUACUACUUGGGCCGCGUGAAGCCCACGUGGGAAAUCACCUGGUUCUUUCUGCUUCAUGGAGUGUGUUUGGUGGCAGAGGUUGCCUUGAAGAAGGCGGUUGCCAGAAGAUGGUGCUUGCCGAGGUUCAUCUCAACUCCUUUGACCGUUGGGUUUGUGCUGGUGACCGGUUUUUGGCUGUUCUUUCCACAGCUUCUCAGGUGUAGAGCUGAUGUUAGAGCGUUUGAGGAGUACUCGGCUAUAAGCGCGUUUCUGAAGAAUGCUGGUCGUGCUUCCAUGUUUAGAUCUUUCAACACAUCAAGCAAUUGGUCGACACCAUAAAAUCAUAAAACUCACGCGCUUAGCCGCUUAGAUGGUAAAUAGGAAAUUCAAGAUAUAUUAAUCCAGGAAACUUACUAUUUAGACAUUAUAUUUAAUAAAGUUACCAAUUUA
Molecule: messenger RNA, 1524 nt
Organism: Hevea brasiliensis (rubber tree)
Lineage: Eukaryota; Viridiplantae; Streptophyta; Magnoliopsida; Malpighiales; Euphorbiaceae
Product: acyl-CoA--sterol O-acyltransferase 1-like
Exons: 1
Coding region: 307-1413 (368 amino acids)
Biological process (GO): lipid metabolic process
Source: RefSeq, a predicted model, not a curated record